AUGGUGGACGGUGAURGGCUCACUCCCGAAAUUGGUUUGUCGGCAAACGUGGACAGUUUGGACAUCUUCGAAGUGGAGGCACUUGAAGAGGUUGCAAUGGGUCAGGUGCUUGAGGUUGUGCCAAACAAACAGCAACCCAAACAGCGCACAAACCAAAGCUGUGUGGAAGAGGCGAGCAGUCUCAUUGAAAAUCACCAUACGCAGCUGACAGAGAUUUUGGAGAGACAACACAAGGAGCACAUGGGUGUUUUGAAUAGAAUUCAUGAUACACUGAGAGCUCUGCUGGAAACCAUGACGGGAGCGACUGUUGCAUAAGGAGUAGGCACAGCUCGUAACUAAGCGUUUGCGGUACCUAUGAC
Bactrocera latifrons is the source of this 359-nucleotide messenger RNA. RefSeq lists its product as uncharacterized. The record is from RefSeq and is a predicted model, not a curated record. The coding region runs from base 1 to 315 and encodes 104 amino acids. The transcript has 3 exons. Lineage: Eukaryota; Metazoa; Arthropoda; Insecta; Diptera; Tephritidae.